Molecule: messenger RNA, 2129 nt
Organism: Drosophila eugracilis
Lineage: Eukaryota; Metazoa; Arthropoda; Insecta; Diptera; Drosophilidae
Exons: 3
Coding region: 1-2022 (673 amino acids)
Source: RefSeq, a predicted model, not a curated record
AUGGUUACCCCAUUGAAUUGGACUUUUAAAUGGCUUUUUUUCUGCCUAAUAGCCAUAAUUGUGAUUCUUGUUCUGACAAACCAACAUGCAAGCCCUCAAUACCGGAAAAUUACAGAGAUGUCUAGAGAUUUGGAAAUAACAGAAGAAGGAUCAAAUAGUCCUUUAGAGGAAUCUCAGAAAGGAAUUAACCAAGUGAAGGAGGCAUUUCCACGUUUUUUUGUUGAGACGAAGAAGUGCAAGAUUCCGUAUGUUGAUCCCUUUGAGGAAAAUGCCAUGGCCGUGUUCCAUGCCGAGCAUUUUGAGUCCUGCUCCAACGAAACCGCUCUGGUGACCCCGAUCUAUGACGUCGGUCGGCAGCGAUAUAUGAUGUAUAUCAACAAGACGCUGGCCUCUAUCAUACUGAAGCUGAACGAGGGCGAGUUCAACUGCUAUUAUCAGGAGAUAACGCGGGACCGGGAGCACGACAGUUAUGAUAAGGGGGAGCGAAAGUAUUUUUCGCAAAACUACGAGGUACCACUGCAUGUUCAGGGCUUGAUUUUGGCUUGCCAUCGUCUUGGCAACGAGUCGGAUAUUCUGCAGAGUGAUGCAUACACCUUCAUUCAAUAUAAGCCGCUACCCAAGGGACUAUCGAAGGCACCGGCUAAGCGGAAGCCAAGUGUCCUAAUGUUUGGCAUAGACAGCCUUUCACGAAUUAAUUUGCGCCGAACUAUGCCUAAGGUUUAUAGCUUUCUUACAAAGACCGGCUGGUAUGAACUACAGGGCUAUAAUAAGGUUGGAGACAACACCUUUCCCAACCUGUUGGCCAUUUUGACAGGCUACGACCAGGAAAAGUCUUUAAAAAAUGUUUGCGACUGGCACAAGAAGGGCUGCUUAGAUCAGAUGCCCUUCAUAUGGAAGUAUUUCCGGAAUGCCAGUUAUCUGACCGCUUAUGCAGAGGAUGAGACUGGCAUAGGAACGUUCAACUACUUUAAGCCCGGCUUUACGGAACAACCCACCGACUAUUAUCUCAGGCCCUUUCAGAAGGCCUUCGAGUCGAAUAUGAAUACCUGGAAAUGCGAUGACUGCUCUAUGAGAUACUGCAUUGGCCGGCGUAUCACGAGCAGCUAUGUCUACGACAUGGCCACCGAAUUUUCCAGGCGUUUUGUGGAGGAGCGUCCCAUUUGGGGUCUGUUCUGGUCGAAUAGCUUUAGUCACGACAGCUUCCAGAUGCCCUCAAAAAUGGAGGACUAUGUGCUGCAGUACCUCCUGGACUUCGAGGCAGAUGGAGCGUUCGAGCAGAGUAUUAUGAUAUUCCUCUCGGAUCAUGGAUCUCGUUAUGGAAGAAUUAUGUCCUUGCCCAGUGGCUUCCUUGAGGAGCGUCUGCCAACGAUGUUUAUAUACUUGCCACCCUGGUUCCGUGAUCAAUACCCGGAUUAUGUAAAUGCCCUAAAGUUGAAUCAGAACCGCCUGACCUCCAACUACGAUCUGCACAACACACUGAAACACAUCAUCGAAAUGGGCGGCACUCCUGAUGGUCUCACGCUACCCAAGGCAGCCGACUGUCCAAAGUGCCAGUCCAUAUUCCAUCCCAUCGAUGAAUCGCGGACCUGUGAGGACGCCGGUAUACCGGAGCAUUAUUGCACUUGCGUGCCUUACAAAAGGCUUGAUUCGUCUUGGUCCGAAAGUAUUGCCGCUAUGGUGAUCGGCCGAAUCAACGAGUACCUGGCCGGAAGGAAUCUCAGCGACAUAUGCUCGAAGCUAACCCUCAGUUAUGUCCAUAAGACAGAGAUCAAAAUCGAUUUGGAUAAGAAUUUCCAUGAUGAUGUCCCCUUUUUAGAAGAGGCUACCUAUCGCACUAUGUUCAAGGUCAAACAGAAUAGCGCCGACUUUCGGGCCACCGUUCUGUUUAACAAUGUCACGAACUCCGUUGAAGUAGCGGUGCCUACUAUAAGUCGGCUCGAUAGUUAUGAAAAGGUGUCAACGUGUGUCAAUGACAAAACAGACAAGAUGUAUUGCAUUUGUAAAAGUGAUCUUAAAGAUUAGAUUGGAGCUUAGAUAAGUUGUUACAGAGUCAUAAUAUUACUUAGAUUUUUACAUGUUACGUUAUUUGUUACUUUAAGUGUUUAAUGUACACAGAAUUGGAAACUAAA